CGGUCCUGAAGGCGAAUCCGUUCCGGAGUCCUCGGCUAUCGGGGAUCUCUGAAGAAACCGAUUUCUGUUUUCAAAGGAUGGAGGAAUUCAAGGACGAAGACAUCAAAACUACAGUCGCUGUCACCAAUGUCCAACUUCCUGUUCAAAGUGAAGAAGAAGAAGCAGAAAAGGAACAAACAGCACUCACUAGGUCUCGUCUGUAUUUGGUGGGUUUUGGGGUUUUAUGUACCCUGGUAGCUGGAGCAGCUAUCUACAUGGGUGUAAAGACGACUGCGCAACAGGAAAGUAUCAAUGACCUUACAACAGACGCACAGAACGUGAUGGAGAGAAGGAUGACGUUGAUGGAAGACAUCAACUAUCUGAUAAGAGAGAAAGACACAAGGUGUGAGUUGUGUCCACUUGACUGGAUUCUCUUCAAGGACAAAUGCUACCUGUUUUACGACAAACCAGCUCCUUGGAAGACCUGGGAAGAAAGUCGAAGGUUCUGUAAGAAAAGACGAGCAGAUUUGGUUGUUAUUAAUGAUCUGGAGGAGCAGGAAUUUGUCAACAAACAGAUCAAAUAUUACUAUGAUCCUUCUCAUGGAUACUGGAUGGGAUUACAAGAAGUUAACAACACCUGGACCUGGGUUGAUGGACGUGUAAACAGUCUUGGGUUCUGGGCGAAGAAUUGGAUCUCUACUCCUGGACCGCAUGUAAUCGUGAUUCCAGAACGAAAUCCCAAAGAAUGCUGGUCAAAAGAAGAGAAUGUGUUUGAGAACAAAUUCAUUUGUGAGCGUGACGUUCGCAAAUUUUAAUGUAACUGACUGUUCUCUUAAAGUUUCAUGCAGGAAUGCUCAACUGUGUCAUGAAUGUGUUUAUACAAUGAAUUUCAUCAUGACUUUAA
Xiphophorus maculatus (southern platyfish) is the source of this 883-nucleotide messenger RNA. RefSeq names its product killer cell lectin-like receptor subfamily F member 1. The coding region runs from base 78 to 794 and encodes 238 amino acids. Lineage: Eukaryota; Metazoa; Chordata; Actinopteri; Cyprinodontiformes; Poeciliidae. The transcript has 7 exons. The record is from RefSeq and is a predicted model, not a curated record.